AUGGUCUGUGAUGAUGAUGUGAUUGAACCGCGACAGCAAAGUUUAACCAAAAAUCAUCAUCAAGAACGUUUCUGCGCCAAUGGCUCGUACGCCGAAAUGGCGUCAGGACUUGCAGGGGAUUCCGUACCUGACCGUUGUUGUGCCGUUACAAAGGAUGGUACAGGAAUGCUUCGAAUGGAUCCACCCCCACAGCCCCACGGAGUCGUCGUGUUGACGAUACGAGACUGGACUGUUGAGUAA
Molecule: messenger RNA, 240 nt
Organism: Phytomonas sp. EM1
Lineage: Eukaryota; Euglenozoa; Kinetoplastea; Trypanosomatida; Trypanosomatidae
Source: the annotation of a GenBank genome assembly